This is a messenger RNA of Pipistrellus kuhlii (Kuhl's pipistrelle), 6586 nucleotides long. It is a transcript of the gene NWD2, whose product is annotated as NACHT and WD repeat domain containing 2. The record is from RefSeq and is a predicted model, not a curated record. Gene Ontology annotation, molecular function: protein binding. The transcript has 7 exons. The coding region runs from base 250 to 5481 and encodes 1743 amino acids. Lineage: Eukaryota; Metazoa; Chordata; Mammalia; Chiroptera; Vespertilionidae.
GGCUCCCGGGGAGACAGCAGGAGGCGGCGGCGACCCAGGCCCGAGCUCAGGUCCGUCCGGAUGGCCGCGCAGCGCCGGCCGGCGGGGUGCGCCGGGGAGCUCGCCCGCGGCGCCUCGGGCUCGGAGCGGCUCUGAGCCGUGCUGCCUGCGGAGAUCGGGAUCGAUCGACCUCGCCGUCCCGCGGAUCGGAUCGCGGGCAGGACCCCGAGGAGCAGCAGGCGGCGGCGGCGGCUGUCCCUCCGAAGGGCGAUGUGGCCGGCCGGCGCGGGCACCAAGCUGCCCUGCCCCCGCGACUCGGCGCUCCGGCGGGCGGCGUUCUCCGGGAACCUCACCGCCCUGCCUUCCCACCUCGUGCCCGCCGGCCGCAGCGUCCGGGUCUUCAUCAGCGCCAACCCCGAAGACACGGGAGCAGAAAGACAGGCACUAAGAGAAAAUGUGUAUCCUAAAUUGAGAGAAUUCUGCAGAGAAAAUUAUGGAUUAGAAUUUCAGGUCAUAGAUCUGUACUGGGGCGUGGACGAAGACGAGUGGGACAGCCCCGAGCUCCAGAAGGCCCGCAUGAAGCUGCUGGAGGAUUGUUUGAAAACUUCUGCAGGUCCAUGUUUUGUUGGACUAUUAGGGGAAAAAUAUGGGAACAUCCGGAUCCCCGGAGAAGUGGAGGCCUCCGAGUUUGAAAUGAUUUUGGACGCUGCCAUAGAGGCGAAGCUGGAGACCAAGUUACUGGAAGAGUGGUACUGUCGAGAUGAGAACUCGGUGCCAGCAGCUUAUUACCUCAGACCCAAGUCAGAAAUGCUGAAAGGCAAUAAAAAUGCAAUGCAGCCUUCUGCCCAUGCGGAGAAUGAGAAGACCUGGCAAGAGAUAUCAGAUGAGAUCAAAAAGAUAUUUAAGGCUUCUGUGAAACUGUUACACGAGCAGGGGAAAAUGAAGCACAGCCAAGCUAAGAGGUACCUGUUCUCAGCUAUAGAGGAUGAGUUUGACUUCGCUCUAGGCAAGCAGACUCCCGCCUUCCUGAAGAAGUGCGUCUGCUACAUUAGGAAAAUUGCUAACAUUGAGCGAUUCGUGAAGAUCCCAGAGAUGGGGAAAUACAUGGAUAUCACUGGGACAGACCCGAGGAUCAUCCGGGACCCAGAGGCCCAGGAGAAGCUGAUCAAACUCAGGGAUGAAUUUAUUCCUACGAUUGUUGCGUCCUCUAAUCUCAGAGUAUACACGUCGGUUACCCAUUGUGACAUGAAACUCGGCUACUCUCAGGAAAUAGAAAACCACUACAUAGAAGGCCUUGGCAAACAAUUUUACGAGGACAUGAUCGACAUAAUUCAGGCGACGGUGCAGCAGAACUUUGACACAGAGACUGAUACACUCUACGACGAAAUCCUCCAGCAUUCCUCGCUCUGUAAAACGUAUGCCUCUUUCUACGAGUACAAGUGCGAAUCCCUAACCAGAGUCCAUAAAUACAUCCUCCCAAGCAAAACCGGGCACAUCAACCCGCUUGUUGUAUAUGGUGGACCAUGCACGGGGAAGACGCUCCUGCUAGCCGAGGUGGCGAAGAAGGCUUAUGGCUGGCUACAGGAACACGCAGGACCAGAAUCAGACCCAGUAACAGUCGUGCGAUUCCUAGGAAGCACAGACAUGAGUACUGACCUCAGAACGCUCCUCCUGAGUGUUUGCGAACAGCUGGCAGUGAACUACCGGUGUCUGGUUCAAAACUACCCUAAGAAGAUUCAUGAUGUCCAUGACUUAUUCAUAAACCUCUUGAAUGAGUCUUCCCAGCAGAGGCCUCUGGUAAUAAUAUUCGACGCCCUAGAGCAGCUCUCAGAGAGCGACGAGGCCAGGAAGCUGUGGUGGCUCCCUGCUCACCUUCCCCGCUUCGUGCGGGUGGUCCUCUCCACACUGCCCAACAAACACGGGAUCCUGCAGAAACUAAGGUGCCUUAUCCACGAGGAAAACAACUACAUCGAGUUGAUUCCCCGGGACAGGAAGAUGUGCAGCCAGGUCCUCAAGCACCAGCUGCUGCGAGUCAAAAGGAAGGUCACCUCGGGCCAGCAGAUUUACGUGAACAACGCGUUCUCCAAGUGCACGCUGCCCAUGUUCGUGAACCUGACCUUCCGGGAGGUGAGGCACUGGAGGUCCCACAAAGAUGUCGACGAAUCCUCCCUCUGCGUCACCGUUCACGAGAGCAUAGAGCAGCUCUUCUGGUCCUUGGAGAGGAAGUGUGGUCAGAAGCUGGUCUCCAGGGCUCUCGGUUACAUCACCAUGGCCAAGAUGGGCCUGAGUGAGAUGGAACUGGAGGACGUGCUGGCCCUGGACAACAGCGUCAUGAACGAGCUCAAUGAGCACACCAGGCCCAGCAACCCCCUGAGAGUCCCUUACCUGUACAUCGCGAGGCUCAAGGAGGGUCUCAGUGGAUACCUAAUAGAAAGGCACGUGAAGAACGUCACGCUCCUGGUGUGGGCCAACAGGCACCUGCAGCUCAUAGCCCAGAAGCUGUACCUGAAGGAAGACAAUCACCUGCGCGAAAUGCACACCAUCCUGGCGGACUAUUUCCUGGGGGUGUGGUCGGGGGGCAGGAGGAAAGCCUUUGGCCUCGAAGACCCCUACUUGAACGGCUGCCUGGACUUGGAGAGCAGAAGCCUGCUAGAGGAAGAAAAGCACUUCAUGGAGCAGGCUUCGUUCGACAGGCAGGCCCCGGAGCAGCCCUGGGUUUUCCAGUGCAACCCCCUGGAGCCCGACAUCUUCUUCGUCAACCACCGGAAGAUGUCCGAGCUCUUGUACCACCUGACCAGGUGCGGGAAGACCGAUGACCUGCUGUACGGCAUCAUCAUGAACUUCAGCUGGCUGUACACCAUGAUCAAAAUCGGCCAGUUUGACAAAGUGCUCGCGGACAUCGAGCUGGCUUACAACUACUCGCAGGAGAAGGAGAUGAAGUUCCUGGCCAACACCCUCCGCAGCCUCCGGAGCAAGGUCAUCGCCUUUCCCGGCUCCCUUUCGGCAGAGCUCCAGCAACGGCUGCUGCCGGUCCUCAGCUCCCUGCCCAAGCUGAGACACCUCCUCCUGGAAUGUGACAAGGACGGGCCCAAAUACUGCUCCAUCGUGCCGCUCCACUCCUCCAUGGACGUGACCUACAGCCCUGAGCGUCUCCCCUUGGCGGCCAGUCACCUGCACGUCACCGAGAUCCUGCCUACUUGCAACCCCAGGACUGUCCUCAUGGCCCUGGAGAGCGGCUCCAUCAGCACCUGGGAUGUGGAGACGCGCCAGCUUCUCAGGCAAAUCACCACGGCCCAGUCCGUCAUCCUGGGCAUGAAACUCAGCAGCGACGAGAAGUACCUGGUGGUGGCCACGACCAAUAACACCUUGUUGAUUUAUGACAACAUCAAUUCCUGCCUCCUGUCCGAAGUGGAGAUCAAGGGGACCAAGCAUGGCAGCGGCUCCACCUACAUCAACGGGUUCACGCUGUCCGUCAACCACGCCCUGGCUUGGCUGGAGGCCAGCAAAGACGUCACCGUCAUCGACCUGCUCUACGGGUGGCCCCUCUACCAGUUCCACUGCUGGUACGAAGUGACGUGUGUCCGGUGCUCCCUGGACGGGACGUAUGCGUUCUGCGGGCAGUAUCUCAACACCACCACCAUCUUUCACUUGGGGAGCGGAGAGAAGCUAUGCACCGUGACAUCCGAGUUUUCGGGCGGCUUCGUGAAGUUCCUCCUCAUCCUGGACACGGCCCAGGAAAUGGUUAUGGUGGACAGCGAGGGGAGCCUUUCCGUCUGGAACACCGAGGACAUCGCCAGCCCCCAGCUGACCGACGACUUCGACUGCCGCCGGGAAGACAGCGAGGUGGUCAGCCUGGAGCUGUCGGAGGACCAGAGCGCGGUCCUGAUCUGCAAAGCCCUCGGCAUCGAGCUCCUGGACACGGGCCUGUGGAAGGUGGCGGAGAAGUUCCGGGCGAAGCACAACGAGCGCUUCGUGUCAGCCGUGCUGUCCAAGAACGGGGACUGCAUCAUCGCCACCAUGGAGAACACCCCGGCCGUGUUCUUCUGGCGGCGGGACACGGGCCAGUGCAUGGCGAGCCUCCGGGAGGUCUCGGGCACCAUCGUGAAGCUGGUGAAGUCCAGCCACCACAACAUGCUGCUCUCCCUGUCCGCCAGCGGCGUGCUGUCCAUCUGGGACGUGGACAUCAUCACGGCCAUGUCCAACAUCGACAAGACCGGGAAGCCCAUCCAGAGCCUGAUGCUGCCCGCCAGAGGGGAGAUCAUCUACUCCCUCGAUGGCUCGGACUGCGUGCACAAGUGGAACUUCAGCAGCGGGUUCAUCGAGGCGGCGUUCAAGCACGAGGGCGUGGUGGAGCACUGCGUGCUGACGUCCUCGGGGGACGUGAUGGUGACCUCGGACGACAAGAGCAGCCAGUACGUGUGGCACACGGGCAGCGGGGAGAACCUCUUCCGGAUCAGCGGGCAGCGGAUAUCGCAGCUGCUCAUCACGCACAACGACCAGUUCGUGGUGUCCCUGUGCGAGGAGAACGCGUCCCGGGUGUGGCGGCUGGCUACGGGCCACCGGGUCUGCAACAUCCUCACGCCGCUGCAGGACGCCUUCAUCACGCCCGCCAACACCUUCGUGGUGGGCAUGACCCAGAGCAAGGUGCUGGCCGUCAGCCUGUGGACGGGGAGCAUCACCAAGAAGUUCUGCUGCGAGGACGGCACCACCGUCGUGAGCGUCAAGCUGAUCCCCGACUGCCCCGACCUCAUCGUGUUCGUCACGUCGGCCGAGACGGUGAACCUGUGGAGCCUGACGGACGAGGUCAUCUGCCGCCGCGUGCAGCUCCCCGGCGGCUUCCUGAAAACCCUGGAGGACUUCGAGGUCUCCCCCAACGGCAAGCUGGGCAUCCUCUCCCGGGGAGACGAGAACAUCAACGUGCUGGACCUGCACAGCGGCAAGCUGCGGGUGGUGCACGCCUCCGGCGUCAUCUGGCGGCAGCGGCUGUCCCGGGACGGCCGCUACCUGGUGUACAUCUGCUGCCGUGGAGGGGAGGACGAGGAUGAGAACGGCGCCGUGUCCAGCCUGAUCGUCAUGAGGCUGGCCGACGGCAAGAACAUCGGCGCCUGCUCCCUGUACAAAGCGCCCACCUUCCUGGCCCUGUCCCAGCGGCACCUGCACAUCGUGGUGGGCUUCGACGACGGGAGCAUAGGGAUCUACACGGUGGUGGACCGCGUGGACGCCGCCCUCAAGAUCAAGAUCGCCACGUCCAACAGCAGGCAGAUAUUCAGCAACGCGGCCACCCAGACCUCCAGGGCCAAGUGCAGCAGCUACUGCUUCAAGGCGUCGGUGGACUGCCUGUGGAGGGAGUCCACGGAGGUGUUUGCGAGGGACAGCCCCAUCACGGUGAGCGAGCCCGCCGAGCCCAACGAGGCCACGCCCUCCAAGAAACACAAUUCUUGCUACGACCGGGUGUGCGCUGCCCUGGAGCCCAGGGGCCACAGCUACAGCCCUGACAACUGACAGAAAGGAUUUCCCUGCUCCUCAGAGACACAUAAAAGAGCACAAGAGAGCGGUGGGCAGAGCAUCUCCUGUAUCCCAAGUGAUCAACGACUCAUUUUCUUAACAGAUGAGAAAGAGGCCGGGGUCCCAGUGUGACUGAUUGCCACGAUCCUGAAAGGUGCAGAAACAGGAAAUCGGUUUUGGGGGGUGGUUCUUUCUGUCAAGUUUACCCAGGAUUGGAAGUCCUGAGACUUUCCUAGAGCAUUUGUACACAUUGUAUUUCAAUGACGACAUCCCCUGGGGAGAGAAAGGUGGUUUUUAAAACGGUGGGGAAAGAAGCAACAUAACUCACAUCAUGGGUCCAACUGAGAGAGGCUGAAGAUCAGUCGGACUGGCACCAGUUGUAUAGAAAUUGGAUGACAUCGCAAACACACAGGGCUGUUUGACUUCAGGCGAUUUGUGCAGCCAUCGGUACACACAGCCUUAAUCUCUCCUUGCAUUUUACAAUCCUGACAACUGUGUAAACCCAGCCUGCAGAAGGAAGGCCCAAUAGUGCCAAAUCGUGUAUCGAAAAUGCCCAGACGGACUCCCAGUUUCCCAAGAGAAAGGAUGUGCAAGGUGAGGCCAUGGACUGGACUGGGACGAGAGCUACCUGCCACGGUCAUAGGGCUAUCGAACCCGCAGAGUCGGCCUUCGUGAAAAUACAGUGGCGACAACUGUAUGCCAAGGUUUCUGUAUCACUGGACAUACCGUGUCUGAAGCUAUUUCCUGGGCUGCAAAAGAACAUAUUCACUAAGAAACCACAAUCUUUCAUGUCUUUUUGCAAUGCCUACGUGUGCUGGGUGCAGAGAUUUUCAGGAAGGGCAUUACGGAUUUGGUCCAAACACCUGUUCGUUCCUAUCAUCGUAAUAACAGAAGUCUGUGCUGUUCCGUCAGUUGUAUGGAAGCAUACGUUAUUUCCCAAAUCCCUGCAAUACAUCUCAACAGAAGGAACGCUUUCUCGACACGCCAUCUAUGAAACACUGACGACAUCUGCCUUACUCUUCCUCCUCCUCUUUCCUUGGAAAACCCAGAGAGGUGACCUAAUAUUCUGGGACAAAAGGAAGAUGCCUGUCUUUGUGCUAAA